GCGGCUCGUCAACAGAGAAAGCAGCAGCAGCAGCAGCAGCGCUCUGUUAUAUCUCUGUUUACACGCACAGAGUGUUUCUUCUCUAUUACGUCGGCGUACCAUGACCGAACAAUCAGCAUUGCUUCUUCGAAAACAAUUGGCAGAGCUCAACAAGAACCCUGUGGAGGGCUUUUCAGCUGGUCUGAUAGAUGAUGAUGACAUAUACAAGUGGGAAGUUGUGAUCAUUGGUCCACAAGAUACCCUUUUUGAAGGAGGGUUUUUCAAAGCAUACUUAACCUUUCCUUAUGAUUAUCCACUACGGCCACCAAAGAUGAAGUUCAUCACGGAGAUUUGGCAUCCGAAUGUUGCAAAGAACGGGGAUGUUUGCAUCUCAAUUCUGCACGAGCCAGGAGAAGAUAAGUUUGGUUAUGAAAAGCCAGAGGAGCGUUGGCUUCCAAUCCACACGGUAGAAACAAUCAUGAUUAGUGUUAUCUCCAUGCUGGCAGACCCCAACAGUGACUCACCAGCUAAUGUUGAUGCAGCAAAGGAGUGGAGGGAGGACCCUAAUGGGGAAUUCAAGCGGAAGGUGGCUCGCUGUGUAAGAAAAAGUCAAGAGAUGGCCUUCGAUUAGGACUCAUCUGUAAAUUCCAGGUUAAAGGAAAUGCCUUCCGAGGGAAAUCUUCAGCAAAAGGCUUUUGCACCCCUUGUUUUGCCAGUCAAAGGAAUUGGUUGGCCUCAACAACGUUUUCUGUGAAUGGUCUGCCAGAUGAGCCAAUUUGAGACCCCUACCAGCGAAAUUACCUUGUUUCCUACCUGGAAUUGUAUAUUUAAUUUUAUUUAUUUUGAAAAAUUAAUGAUGUAAGAUAUGUCACUACUGUAAAUUAACUUGCUUUUUUAUCUGCUGCUGAACACUUUCUACUUUAUACCAGGUUUCUUAUGCAAUUUAGUGGUCAAGAUUGUGUAAAACAAAACAAAAGCCUGUUGUCAUUAGGUCGUCACGUCUCCUCCCUGCUGCAUACUAACCAGAUUAUUGUCUGCUCAACAAAUCUGUGGAUAGAUGUUAUUUUGAACGCUUGUCAUUGAAUCACUGUUGCCUUUUGUUGGCUUCACUUCCUCAGCGUUUGCUCAUCGUUCAAAGAAGCUCAAGGGCGACUUACUUCUCAUCUUUUUAAUCUUUCUGAUAAACAGCCUCCAGAUUGAAUUUUCUUCAAACGCCAGUGUACAUCUAAAAUGUUUAAAACCCUGACUUUCAAGUGUACAUCUCCCCCUCAAACCGUUUUUUAAUGCAUUGUCCUUUGCUGGGACUUCAAAUGGAGCAACUUAAUCGGCGAUUUGAGAGUUAUUGUUUAGUAAUAUAUUGAUUCGCACAGCAUAGUUAAUAGUGGGUGAAGGUUUGUGCCAAGUUCUCGGGAUCAAACUUUAAGGUCUUGAUUAGCAAUCUUCAAGGUAAAUCUCUAAUAUAACUGAACACAUGGCUCUAUUUGGUGAUGAGGAAGUCUGUUAUUGUCUAUUAUAAAUCACAGUCAAGCAAAUAGUCUGAAAAGCGUGCAGGCAGUGGGUAUUUUUCUGGUGGACGUAUAAACUGGCACCUGACCUUUCCUAAAUUUAAAGGGAUAGAAAAUUUAACCAAGUUUAUGAUUGAGUUAUUAAUUUCUGGGGAAGCUUUGGGGGAUCUGUUGUAGAGUUAGCUUAGUUGUACUUACUUUGUUGUGGCACAUUUGGCUUUUGAUUAGCGUGUGGGGUUAAAAUAACAUUCACUUGGUGGUUUAGACUCUCGAAGGUAGUUUGUUAAUGCUCUUCUGUCAACACCUUGAGUUCUGAUUGGUGCAUACUUAGAUAAUAUUUAUCCCCUUUGUUUAAACACAGAGUCUGGGUUGGGAUCCUUGAUGGAGACUUUAUUUUAGAGUAGAAAGAGACUGGAAGUCAUUGGCUUGUCUUUACUUUUUCUUUUGGUGUUGACGAAUUAAGCCAUGAUGACAUCUACUUUAGACUUGCGCUACACAUGAUUAAUCUGUGACUGACACUAAAAAUCUAGCUAACCCCGUUUUGGCGCAUACAAUCAGGUUUGAAGGAUCGAGGUAUGUUUAAAGAGGAUACCAUAGUUAGUACAUUCUGGGUGAAUGUGAUGUGUACAGUUAGUACAUUUGUGCAGACUUGACGAUCACAUAACUGCUGUCGACAUUACCUUUUUAAGUCAGAAUUUUCUAACCUACCAUGACCUCCUCUGACCGGUGUUCACUGUAUUUGCACAGAUUCGGUGCGUUUGAAAUGUCAUUAAGCAAUACGCUCUGAAAACGGUGUGUCCAGGUAAUCCAUCCCAACGCCAUUAUUUGUUUGUUGUAGGUUGUUCUUUUUCCAUUUUUUCUUUGUUCUUUUUUUUUUUUCCUUGUUGCAUUUUUGUGUCAAUGCAAUGUAUAUCGGACAUGAUGCUCAAUAAAGUGUGUAAACAGA
Molecule: messenger RNA, 2430 nt
Organism: Cololabis saira (Pacific saury)
Lineage: Eukaryota; Metazoa; Chordata; Actinopteri; Beloniformes; Belonidae
Product: ubiquitin-conjugating enzyme E2 G1-like
Exons: 6
Coding region: 101-610 (169 amino acids)
Biological process (GO): proteasome-mediated ubiquitin-dependent protein catabolic process; protein polyubiquitination
Molecular function (GO): ubiquitin conjugating enzyme activity
Source: RefSeq, a predicted model, not a curated record